AUGGGAGCCAAAGAGUCAAGGAUAGGUUUCCUCUCGUACGAAGAGGCCAUCAACAGAGGUAAUAUAAUUGAUGAGUUGCUAACCUUGGCUAGCCAGCCAGUUAGAUGUAAACACUAGCGUUAGCUUCAUUAGCUACCUGGCUAGCUGUCUCUAAGGCUAGCUGGCGUUAACUGUUGGAUGGGGAAUGUGUAACUAACGUUAUUAGCUAUAGAUGGCGAACAACAUUGGGACAGGCAACUAACUAGCUAGAUAACCGUGUCAAGUGAACUAAGGUGUAAUUAAAAUAUACUAGCUGGUCCAGGUUAGCUAACUAAUUAAGUUAGCAAGCUAGUUUCUAGCUAGCAAUAAUAAGGCGCAGUCCUGCUGUUAGUUAGGUAAAUUAACCCUCCUAUUAUGUUGUGGGUCAAUUUGACCCAUUUCCACUUUUGAGUUGUCUAAAAUACUGGUUAACCUCUCUUUUUCUUCGUGAAAUUAAAUUACUUUUCCUCAUUUAGGGUCAUGAACCUAACUGCAAAAUGUGGACACACUGAUGUGUUGUGGAAUGUAUGUGUAGAUUGUGUAUACAAACAUGAUGCUGUGGGUCAUUUUGACCGGAGGCUUUUAUGAGUAUAGAUAGUUGCACAGGUCCAAAAUAAACAAGUGUCUUUGAUGUAUUUUGUUUUGACUGGUUCUGGUUGCACUUUUAUAAUUAUGUUUGGGUGAAAAGGAGCUUUCCCAAGCUUCUUCUCAGUGCGAGAGCAGCAGACCUCUGACACAGACAAUCAAAAAUGAGCUCCAAAAUAUUUUGUCAAUGAAGCCUUAUCAGUAAUUUUGGACUGUGACAGUGAAAUAGAAGAAUAGGUUUCAGAGAGAGGAUAUUUCAGAGAUAGAGGACAAUGCUGUUGAUGAUCCAGAUUGGGAAUUUUUCUUUGGUGAAGAGGAUUCAGAGGAGGAGUCUGCCAUACAUCCCCUCCAUCAGAUGAGAGAGAGCGAGAGCAUGCAACAACCAUCAUCCAGAGAAGAGAGGACAUGGAAGUCUAAAGAUGGUAACAUAGUAUUGUUACCGUCACCACAACGAAGUCAAGGUAGACUGUCAGCUUCCAAUGUAAUCAAAAUUGACUGUCUUGAGUGUGUUUAAACUGCGGGUCAAUCUGACCCAUACCACAAUGGACGUAAUUUUUUUUCAGAAGGCUAUCUUAUUGACCCUAAAAAUGCUACUGCCCUCUGGAUCAGGUAGAGGCCAACGACUGGUAACUAAGACCUAGAGCUAUCUGCAUUUCUGUCAACUAGAAGUACAUUUAUGACACCAAGUAGCCGCUGCACUGAGAGGCUAACGUCAACGCUAGCUGUUUGUUGACAUUGUGUCUGCUUGGUGGUAAUGUGUGGAUGGGCGGAUUCGAUUAUGCUGAGACGCGGGGCAUCGGGCAAAGGCCAGUCACGUAAUCGGGCGAAAACGGGGAGGAGCGCCAUUUUCAAAUCGAACAGUAAUCUGUGCCGCUCAGUCAUUUUAUCAACAAGGCAUCGUCCAGAAACAUACAUUUCUUUCCAUAAAUGUUAAAAUUUUCAAACUAUUUGCAUUUGGAAGGCAGAUUAAGCAUUUUUAUCAAAAGCAAUAACUUUUGCAUGGGAAAACACAGAAUCCUACUAAUUACUACAUGUGCUUAAUUAUGUGACCUUUGUUUUGAGCUGACAUCGCGGGGGCUUUGAAAGGGGCUCCUGGCUCAUGCCCCGGAGGCAGCCCAACUCCAAAUCGAAUGAAAUCAACUUUAAUCAGAUGCGAAACACACCUUCAUGGGCACCCGGGCGAGAUUAAUCGAACCCCCUCAGUGUUUCAAUUUGACAUAUUCAUUAAACACUAUAUAUACAAAAGUAUAUGGACACCCCUUCAAAUUAGUGGAUUCGGCUAUUUCAGCCACACCCGUUGCUGACAGGUGUAUAAAAUUGAGCACACAGCCAUGCAAUCUCCAUAGGAAACAAUUGGCAGUAGAAUGGCCUUACUGAAGAGCUCAGUGACUUUCAACGUGGCACCUUUCCAACAAGUAAUUUGGUCAAAUCUCUGCCCUGCUAGAGCUGCCCCGGUCAACUGUAAAUGCUGCUAUUGUGAAGUGGAAACGUCUAGGACCAACAAUGGCUCAGCCGUGAAGUUGUAGCCACACAAGCUCACAGAAGGGGACCGUAGAGUGCUGAAGCGCGUAAAAAUCGCCUGUCCUCGAGUUCCAAACUGCCUAUGGAAGCAACAUCAGCACAAGAACUGUGUUAGUCGGGAGCUUCAUGAAAUGGAUUUCCAUGGCCGAGCAGCUUCACACACUUCUAAGAUCACCAUGCGCAAUGCCAAGUGUCGGCUGGAGUGGUGUAAAGCUCGCCGCCGUUGGAGUCUGGAGCAGUGGAAACGCGUUCUCUGGAGUGAUGAAUCACGCUUCACCAUCUGGCAGUCCCACGGACGAAUCUGGGUUUGGCAGAUGGCAGUAGAACGCUACCUGCCCGAAUGCAUAGUGCCAACCAUAGUUUGGUGGGGAAGGAAUUAUGGUCUGGGGCUGUUUUUCAUGGUUCGGGCUAGGCCCCUUAGUUCCAGUGAAGGGAAAUCUUAACGCUACAGCAUACAAAUACAUUCUAGACGAUUCUGUGCUUCCAACUUUAUGGCAACAGUUUUGGGAAGGCCCUUUCCUGUUUCAGCAUGACAAUGCCCCCGUGCACAAAGGGAGGUCCAUACAGAAAUGGUUUGUCGAGAUCGGUGUAGAAGAACUUGAUUGGCCUGCACAGAGCCCUGACCUCAACCUCAUCGAACACCUUUGGGAUGAAUUGGAACGCAGACUGCGAGCCAGGCCUAAUCGCCCAACAUCAGUGCCUGACCUCACUAAUGCUCUUGUGGCUGAAUGGAAGCAAGUCCCCGCAGCAAUGUUCCAACAACAAAACCCUGGGAUGAGUAGGUGUGUCCAAACCUUUGACUGGUACUGUGUUAUAUAUAAACUCAGCAAAAAAAUAAACAUCCUCUCACUGUCAACUGCGUUUAUUUUCAGCAAACUUAACAUGUGUAAAUAUUUGUAUGAACAUAACAAGAUUCAACAACUGAGACAUAAACUGAACAAGUUCCACAGACAUGUGACUAACAUAAAUUGAAUAAUGUGUCCCUGAAGAAAGGGGGGGUCAAAAUCAAAAGUAACAGUCAGUAUCUGGUGUGGUCACCAGCUGCAUUAAGUACUGCAGUGCAUCUCCUCAUGGAAUGCACCAGAUUUGCCAGUUCUUGCUGUGAGAUGUUACCCCACUCUUCCACCAAGGCACCUGCAAGUUCCCGGACAUUUCUGGGGGUAAUGGCCCUAGCCUUCACCCUCCGAUCCAACAGGUCCCAGACGUGCUCAAUGGGAUUGAGAUCCAGGCUCUUCGCUGGCCAUGGCAGAACACUGACAUUUCUGUCUUGCAGGAAAUCACGCACAGAACAAGCAGUAUGGCUGGUGGCAUUGUCAUGCUGGAGGGUCAUGUCAGGAUGAGUCUGCAGGAAGGGUACCACAUGAGGGAGGAGGAUGUCUUCCCUGUAACGCACAGCGUUGAGGUUGCCUGCAAUGACAACAAGCUUAGUCCGAUGAUGCUGUGACACACCGCCCCAGACCAUGACAGACCAUCCACCUCCAAAUCGAUCCCGCUCCAGAGUACAGGCCUCGGUGUAGCGCUCAUUCCUUCGACGAUAAACACGAAUCCGACCAUCACCCCUGGUGAGACAAAACCGCGACUCGUUAGUGAAGAGCACUUUUUGCCAGUCCUGUCUGGUCUAAUGACGGUGGGUUUGUGCCCAUAGGCGACGUUGUUGCCGGUGAUGUCUGGUGAGGACCUGCCUUAAAACAGGCCUACAAGCCCUCAGUCCAGCCUAUUGCGGACAGUCUGCGCACUGAUGGAGGGAUUGUGCGUUCCUGGUGUAACUCGGGCAGUUGUUGUUGCCAUCCUGUACCUGUCCCGCAGGUGUGAUGUUCGGAUGUACCGAUCCUGUGCAGGUGUUGUUACAUGUGGUCUGCCACUGCGAGGACGAUCAGCUGUCCGUCCUGUCUCCCUGUAGCGCUGUCUUAGGCAUCUCACAAUACGGACAUUGCAAUUUAUUGCCCUGGCCACAUCUGCAGUCCUCAUGCCUCCUUGCAGCAUGCCUAAGGCACGUUAACGCAGAUGAGCAGGGAUCCUGGGCAUCUUUCUUUUGGUGUUUUUCAGAGUCUGUAGAAAGGCCUCUUUAGUGUCCUAAGUUUUCACAACUGUGACCUUAAUUGCCUUACCGUCUGUAAGCUGUUAGUGUCUUAACGACCGUUCCACAGGUGCAUGUUCAUUAAUUGUUUAUGGUUCAUUGAACAAGCAUGGGAAACAGUGUUUAAACCCUUUACAAUGAAGAUCUGUGAAGUUAUUUUGAUUUUUAUGAAUUAUCUUUGAAAGACAGGGUCCUGAAAAAGGGGCGUUUCUUUUUUUGCUGAGUUUAUAUAUACAGUUGAAGUCGGAAGUUUUACAUACACCUUAGCCGAAUACAUUUAAACUCAGUUUUUCACAAUUCCUGACAUUUAAUCCUAGUAAAAAUUCCCUGUCUUAGGUCAGUUAGGAUCACCACUUCAUUUUAAGAAUGUGAAAUGUCAGAAUAAUAGUAGAAUGAUUUAUUUCAGCUUUUAUUUAUUUCAUCACAUUCCCAGUGGGUCAGAAGUUUACAUACACUCAAUUAGUAUUUGGUAGCAUUGCCUUUAAAUUGUUUAACUUGGGUCAAACGUUUCAGGUAGCCUUCCACAGACUUCCCACAGUAAGUUGGGUGAAUUUUGGCCCAUUCCUCCUGACAGAGCUGGUGUAACUGAGUCAGGUUUGUAGGCCUCCUUACUUGCACACGCUUUUUCAGUUCUGCCCACACAUUUUCUAUAUGAUUGAGGUCAGGGCUUUGUGAUGGCCACUCCAAUACCUUGACUUCGUUGUCCUUAAGCCAUUUUGCCACAACUUUGGAAGUAUGCUUGGGGUCAUUGUCCAUUUGGAAGAACAAUUUGUGACCAAGCUUUAACUUCCUGACUGAUGUCUUGAGAUGUUGCUUCAAUAUAUCCACAUCAUUUUCCUUCCUCAUGAUGCCAUCUAUUUUGUGAAGUGCACCAGUCCCUCCUGCAGCAAAGCACCCCCACAGCAUGAUGCUGCCACCCCUGUGCUUCACGGUUGGGAUGGUGUUCUUUGCCUUGCAAGCAACCCCCUUUUUCCUCCAAACAUAACAAUGGUCAUUAUGGCCAAACAGUUCUAUUUUUGUUUCAUCAGACCAGAGGACAUUUCUCCAAAAAGUACCAUCUUUGUCCCCAUGUGCAGUUGCAAACCGUAGUCUUGCUUUUUUAUGGCGGUUUUGGAGCAGUGGCUUCUUCCUUGCUGAGCGGCCUUUCAGAUUAUGUCGAUAUAGGACUCAUUUUACUGUGGAUAUAGAGACUUUUGUACUUGUUUCCUCCAGCAUCUUCACAAGUUCCUUUGCUGUUGUUCUGGGAUUGAUUUGCACUUUUCGCACCAAAGUACAUUCAUCUCUAGGUGACAGAACGCGUCUCCUUCCUGAGCGGUAUGAUGGCUGGGUGGCCCAUGGUGUUUAUACUUGCGUACUAUUGUUUGUACAGAUGAACGUGGAACCUUCAGGCUUUUGGAAAUUGCUCCCAAGGAUGAACCAGACUUGUGGAGGUCUACAAUUUUUUUUCUGAGGUCUUGGCUGAUUUCUUUUGAUGUUCCCAUGAUGUCAAGCAAAGAGGCACUGAGGUUGAAGGUAGGCCUUGAAAUACAUCCACAGGUACACCUCCAAUUGACUCAAAUGAUGUCAAUUAGCCUAUCAGAAGCUUUUAAAGCCAUGACAUCAUUUUCUGGAAUUUUCCAAGCUGUUUAAAGGCACAGUCAAUUUAGUGUAUGUAAACUUCUGACCCACUGGAAUUGUGAUACAGUGAAUUAUAAGUGAAAUAAUCUGUCUGUAAACAAUUGUUGGAAAAUGUACUUGUGUCAUGCACAAAGUAGAUGUCCUAACCGACUUGCCAAAACUAUAGUUUGUUAACAAUACAUUUGUGGAGUGGUUGAAAAACUAGUUUCAAUGACUCCAACCUAAGUGUAUGUAAACUUACGACUUCAACUGUAUAUAUAAAAAACCAUAGCCAGUUGUGGAACCCAAGCCUAAAGUUUGAGAGCUUGGCCUACUGUGCAAUCACAGACCUAUUAAGGCUAUCUAUACUGAACAAAAAUAUAAACGCAACAUGUAAAGUGUUGGUCCCAUGUUUCAUGAGCUGAAAUAAAAGAUCCCAGAAAUGUUUAAUAUGCACAAAAAACGUAUUUCUCUCAAAUGUUGUGCACAAAUGUUUACAUCCCUGUUAGUGAGCAUUUCUCCUUUGCCAAGAUAAUCCAUCCACCUGACAGGUGUGGCAUAUCAAUAAUCUGAUUAAACAGCAUGUGCUGGGGACAAUAAAAGGCCACUCUAAAAUGACGUGUCAAGUUUUGAGGGAGCGUGCAAUUGGCAUGCUGACUGCAGGAAUGUCCACCAGAGCUGUUGGUAGAAAAUGUAAUGUUCAUUUCUCUACCAUAAGCCGCCUCCAACGUCGUUUUAGAGAAUUUGGCAGUAUGUCCAACCGGCCUCACAACCGCAGACCACGUUUAACCACGCCAGCCCAGGACCUCCACAUACGGCUUCUUCACCUGCAGGAUUGUCUGAGACAAGCCACCCGGACAGCUGAUUAAACUGAGUAUUUCUGUCUGUAAUAAAGCCCUUUUGUGGGGAAAACUAAUUCUGAUUGUCUGGGCCUGGCUCCCCAGUGGGUGGGCCUAUGCCCAGCCAUGGCUGUGCCCCUGCCCAGUCAUGUGAAAUCCAUAGAUUAGGGCCUAAUUAAUUUAAUUCAAUUGACCGAUUCUUAUAUGAACUGUAACUCAGUAAAAUCAUUGAAAUUGUAGCAUGUUGCGUUUAUUUUGGUUCAGUAUAGCUAGCUAACAGCUGACAGAGCUAACAUUAACUAGCAGUAUACUAAUGUUGUUUGUGUAUUUGUGUCUCUUCCUGUACUGUAUUGUUGACAUUGUGUCUGUCUGGUGCUGUGCCAAUGUUUAAAUUUAUGUUAUGUUAUGAUAUUCAGGCCUAGCCUAGAGCUGGAACUUGUGCAAUCAGGGACCUAGAAAAGCCAUAUAGCUAACAGCUGAUGUAGCUAACUAGCAGUAUACUGUUGUUGUUAUUGAUGAUGGUGGUGUAUGUGGCUCUGCCAGUACUCUAUUGUAGUGCUGAGCACUUGCAAGCAUUUACAAAUCUGGCUGGGUGGCAGACAUAAACCUUCCCGCAAUUACUGAUUAGUUAUGAUAGUUGCUAUAGUAAUACAAUUUAACAGCCAUGGUAGUCGUGGUUGUAGGUUUGGUUUAUGAAGAUAGCCUAAGCUUGUAUUGGUGACCAUGGUUUAAUGCUCUGCCUGACCAUACAGUCCAUGUUUAAUUUACAGAAAAGCGAUUGUGUAUAUUCCUCACAAUCACUGUGUCUCUAACCCUCCCAGUCACUGAUGUGGAGCUCCAGCGUCUGAAGGAUGCCUUCAGGAGGACCAGUGGCCUGUCCUGUUACAUGAGCCAGCAGUGCUUCCUCAGGGAGGUGCUGGGAGACGUCGUACCACCCAGGGUUGCUGAGGUGAGCCUAGUUCAACAGACAAGACGGCCCCGGUGUUACAUGAGGUCUGAUGGGAGAGUCUCCAUGUCAUUUCAGCAAGCCAUGGCACCCACCAUCUCAGAUUGUUCUUAUAUCGUUUCUGUAGUUAGAAACAGAUAAGAUUAGCAUUCCUGCUAGAGGUCUUCACGGAUCCACCUGUACCCGAGACCACCUGUGCGGAUCCAGAAUUCUAAAUAAUGUCACAAGUCUGGUUUGGAUCUGAUAUGAUUGUGAUAGGUCUCGGGUAUGUGUAAUUUUAACUGACUUGUCAGGAAGGCCGAACGCGACUGUUGCAGUAGAGAGAGAGCGAGAGAGAAAUGUUAUAAUUUAUAAUUUGUUUUUCACGAGAGUGGCGCAUGUAGCUUGUUGUUGGCCAAUCAUAAGUCAUCAAAGCGGCAAUAGGCUACAGCCAUAGAGCCUCGCUCCGUGUGUGGCAAAAGUUAGGAGAUAUCUAAUCGAUGGAAGAUGGAAUUAAAAGUUAAAGGAGAAGGAUAGGCGUCUCUAGCAACCGAACCGAUAGAAUGAACGACCAGCCGGCUUGGGUAGCAACCCUAGAUUUGUGUUGGGACUAUAUAUUGUGGAAGGAUGAAAUAGUAAGUUAAUGAAAAUAUGUCAAUCAUUAUUUGAAUAUGUUGGUAUCCCGUUAUAUAACGGGUUACCAACACCCGUGCCAAUAUAUCCUCCAAACACCGGCUUCGAGGGCAUGAUCACUUAACAAUAGGAUGAGAAAGCGCAUGCACUGAUUCCUCAGUUAGCCUAGCUAGCUAACGUUGGCUAAUUUAACUAGCUUCUCCCGGUUCGACACAGUCAAGACAGGUACUACGUAAUCAUAUUUGAUGAUAAAUAACCUAGCUAUGGAAGCUAUUAGUCUACUAUAGCGCGAGUCAGGUUGGUUGGUUGCUGUCUCUCCCUCCUCCUUUUUGGACACGUGAAGACCUCUAAUUCUUGCAACAUUAUCUGAGAAAUUAAGCUAAUUGAUUGCACCCAAAUUGGCCAUUUUAAUUGAUAGGAUUCACAUAAUAUUAAAUAAAUAUAGUACCUAACAUCCGAUUUUGACCAAACUUCUUUCCAGACAUGAAGAAUCCAAAGUAAUGGUGAAAAGCCACCCACGGAUCCCCACACCCCAUGCCAAUCACACCCCAACAACCAGUAUACAGUAUCAGUUCUCCAUGUCUGACAAGUAGUAUGGAGCUGUGGCUUGGGAGUAUUGCUUCUUCAUCCUUUGUAAUGUAUUCCUUGUUAAUCUGAUGUCCCCCCCCUUCAGAGAAAUUAGUCAUUGAAGUUAGGUUUAUGGCCCAUCAAACAACCUGAUUAACAUAUUCUGACCACUAGAUGGUGCUGUUCCUGUCAUUAGGUAAAAGUGUUUUUAAAAAAAUCCACCUCAAUGUUAUUUCAAAACAUAACAUUCAGAUGAUAAUGAUUUAUACAUGUAGAGUGAAUCGUUAAAGUUAUAACUAUUUUAACUAUCUCAAAGAAAAAUCAUAUGAAAAUAAAACCACAUUGAGGACUACUCAUUCUUCAGUUAAUUAUUUCACUUUCUUUUCUUUCUUCAGUGCAUCUAUUGCAGUGAUGUCGCCAUAUCCUAAAUUAUAUUGAUGACCCGUUGCUGUGGUUGGUGCCUUAAAGGGAUACUUCGGGAUUUUGUCAAUGAGGCCCUUUAUCUACUUCCCCAGAGUCAGAUGAACUUGUGGAUACCAUUUUUGUGUGUCCAGUAUGAAAGAAGUUAAGAGGUAGUUUUGUGAUUCAAUGCUAACUAGCGUUAGCUCAAUGACUGGAAGUCUAUGGGUAUCUGCUAGCAUGAAGUAUCCCUUUAAUGGUGCAGAUUAUGCUUGUUUUUGGAACAUAACAUGUGUUCUCUCUAUUUGGCCAAGAAAAUAACCUUGCUGGAUAACUUGGGAUGCGUUAAUUUCACCUUUUAUGUCCAUGUUAUCAUCCACAAUUACAAUCCAGUAUUCAUCAUCAAAGCAGCAAACUAGAAAAUCAGAUGCUCGCACAUUCACCAUUGUAUACUCAUCUAUGGGUUUUCCGAGGACUAAGUCAAACUUAAUGUCAGUAGCUAGGUUUCCAUCCAAUUUGUGACAGAUUUUCAUGCAAAUAUUCUAAAAUCUACAUGAAACAAUAUGCGCCUUUUCCCACCAGAGAUGUUUCCAUAAAACUGACGUAUUGUGGAUAAAAGUGUGCGUUUUGACGUAGUGCACAUAAAAAUAACUUUUGCAGUUAAACUCCUAUGUACCGAAUGAAAAAUACAAGUUAAAUGGGUAUUCAUCGCAUUUAAUGCUACUGAUGGCUCUAGCCAACAGCUCGCAGAUACAUUACGGGUAGGCUACCUAUAUUGAAAUUAUUAUGGAUAUAGCGAUAUCAUUUUUAUUUGUCAAACGGCUGCCAAGCAUCGAUCAUCAUGUCACUAGAAUAAGACCCUCGCUAUUUAAAGGAGCAUCAAGCACAUCAAAUGCACUUUGACCACCCUGUGAAGUUCAUCAUAACUUAUUUCAUCUGUAGCCUACAAAACUGCAUGGUUUCCCAAGUCGUAGUGAGAGGACCACACAACAUAUCGCGUGACUCCAAGUUUACUUCGAUUUGAUGGUUAUUAUAUCAAUAUUUGCCCAUAAAUGCGUUUCCACUGCAAUUUCUCGCAUAACACAUUUUACUGACACCAUGUCGAAUGAACAAAUUGUCUGUCGGCAUUUAUAAAUUUGUACCUGCAUAUCCUGUUUCCAUCAGCCCGGUCGUGACUUUUUUCUUGCGUCAGGUAAUUCAGUCGCAUGAAAUGGUUGGAUGGAAACCUGGUUACUGGAAACUCUUGAUGAGGCUUUUGGAGAGUAGAACAAAGUGAUGGAAGCUGCGUGUUCCUGGCAGAGGUCUUGUGUCUUUCACUGAGUUCUAUGUGCACAUUUUCCAUGUCCUGUUCUAUGAUAAACACUUUCACAUCACAUCUAUGCACAACACCAUCAGGUCCACUAAUGCAUGGCAGUCCUUAUCCACCUUAACUGCAUUUAGCAUUAGUGACAUUUUGGUGUAUUGUACAUACACACAGAGUGUGUUCCAGAUGAGCUGACUGCCACACAAUGCUUCGGACAUAGACUGCAUAAUUUGGAAAAAAACUAUUUUGUAUACUGGACAUUUAUUUUUGAAAGCUGCAUACAGUUCUUUAAGGUUGCACAGAAUGAGUCUCUUCUGCUCAUGAACUUUGAAUUUGACAAAAUCCUUUUCCCCUGGCAUAAGUCUACUAUAUAUUACAUUGUCAUUGUAGAAUCUAAUGACCAAAUCCUCCAUUCUUUGGCAAUGAUUUUCCAGUUUUCUGCUUUGGCAACUCCAUGAUACCUUUCUCUGAAGCCAGUUUUCUUGCUGCCCAUAUGUAAACACGGACAUUAAAGACCUCUUUAGUUUUGACUAUAGACCAUGAUGGUGGAGCCAUUAUUAUUUUUGAAUCUUUUACUUUCUGCUGGAUAAUUAGUUUUUAUUUCAUUAAGUAAACGAGCCUGUCAAGAUCUUCAGCAUUUUGCUGAAUUUCUUUAAAGAUCUCAGGCUGCUCUGAGGCGCCAGUUCCUCAGGAGAUACAUUAACAGAUUGAGCAGCCUGCUGAUGUAUGGUGGAUUGUGCAUCUUUGAACUUCAUCUGCACGUGAAGAUUUAUUUUUGCACAGCAUACCUUGGAAUGAGAUGCCACUCCAUGGAGCCGUAGUGGACUUACACCAAUGUCACUUAAACUGGAGUCAAGACAGGACUUCAUUCUUUUAGCAGCCCCUCAACAUCAUGACCAGAUUAAUUAUGUGGCUCUCCAUUGUCACUUUUUUCAUUGAAAGCAAUGUGACAUCAUGGACACAGUUUCAUUCCAGGGAUGACAUUGUCACUGAACAUUCCCUUAAUUCUUAGCCACCUACACAUUUACUUCUGAGUGAUCUAUUUACUGCUUUCAUGUGUUUAUUAAAUGAAUCACAACAUUUUCUUUGGAAGUUUGGGUAGAUAAUCAAUAGCUUUUGCUCAUGAUGAAAGCAAAUUGUGUGGUCAUCCUCACAAGUCAAACCUGUCCUCCAUGAAAACAAUUUAGUUUGUCCUUCUUUUAGCAACCUAAAAUGCUUCAAACUAACUUUCCUUGAAUAGUCCAAUGAAUGGCAACUCUGAGGUCUUUCCCUAUGGUGCAAUUCUCAUGAAGACAUUUCCUACUAGCCCAAAACGUUGGAGCAAUUGGCAAGUGGCUGAAAUGCUGAGCGUGACAACCCUAUAAAAAAAAAAAAGAACCAAUUAGAACAUUUACCAUUAAAUCCAUUAGAAACCAUUAAACCUACGCAAUACACCAUUAUAUAAACAAUUUAAGCCACUCACCAAUAGAAACUAUUGCAAAACACAAUGCAGUGUGUUUUUGGGAUAUUUACCUUUUGAAGACCAUUAGAGACCACAACCAUUAAAACCAUUAAACUGCUGUAGCCUAGUGGUUUGCUUGUUCACUGGAAAAGGUCUAACUGCUCCAGACCUUUUUUGAAGGGAAUAGGCCACACACUCAAUGUAUUCUCAACCAGUAAAAAUGUUGCUCAUGAGGUUGAAAAUCCCUGAGCCUAUCCCUCUACCUGGGUAGUACCCAACUUCCGUGAGUGGCUUUUGACAAUUUCUUUGGAUUCCUCAUGUCUUACUCAUUGUUAGAAAAAAGUUGGGUCCAAAUCGGAUGUUAGGUACUAUAUUUAUUGAAUAUUAUAUGAAUCUUAUACAUUUAAAAUGGCCAAUUUGGUGCACUCAAUUAGCUUAAUUUCUCAGAGUUCAAAUGGUCUUUCAAUAAAAUGUUUCAGGAACGCUUAUCUGUUUCUAACUACCGAAAUGAUUUCAGAACAAUCUGAGAUGGUGGGUGUCAAUUCUCUUUCUUGUGCUUUUUAAGGUGAAUGACUCGGGAGAGAUUGUAGCCGAUAGACUCAUAUCAGAAGAGCACAAACUUAGCAAACUAGCUAGCUAAGCUGGCAUAUUUUAAUUACAUUUUAGUCCACUUGACAGGGUUAUCUAAGAUAAUAUACGUUUUUAUCGAUUUCUAAGAGGGCACUCACUCUCCAAAAAACAAUCCGUCAAAUAAAGUAGGUCAGGACUGGACAGGAAUAAGUUGACAUAUUUACCUGAAUUGAACCCAGCUCCCUUCCUCUGUUUCUAGGUGAUAUACAGCUCAUUCGGUGGGACCUCUAAAGGCCUGCACUUCAACAACCUCAUUGUUGGCCUGGUUCUCUUGACUAGAGGACGUGAUGAGGAAAAAGCUAAAUGUGAGUAUUGUAACAGACAGACUGAUGGAACCACUAUAGAUGUUUGUGUUGACCAUGUAAUUGCAAGAAUAAUCAUAGAAUGACAUAAUAAUUUAAUAGGAUCUCUGAGAAUAAUCUUUAAACAAAGGCUUUGUAUACAAUAUGUGAAGUUUUAACAAAUAGACCCUCUUCACACAAAUGGACCCCUCUUUUGGACCCCCAUUGUGAAUGUCACCUGUGACAGAGUUUCAUAUCAGGCUAAACUUCUUUUGUGGCUCUCCUUCAGAUAUUUUCAGUCUGUUUGCCAGUGAUUCUGGCAAUCAUGCAACGCGAGAGGACAUGGAAAGCAUGCUACAGACUGUGGAUGGAGAGAUCCCACUUUCUCUUAGGAAGUGUUUCUCUGAGGUUAGCUCAUAUGCCUUAUUUGAAUGAAUAUGUACGGGUAACUGCCAAAAUAAAGGAAAUGCCAGCAUAAAGUGUCUUAAGAGGGAGUUGGGCCACCACGAGCUGCCAGAACAGCCUCAAUGCGCCUUGGCAUAGAUUCUACAAGUGUCUGGAACUCUAUUGGAGGGAUGCGACACCAUUCUUCCAUGACAAAUUCCAUAAUUUGGAGUUUUGUUGAUGGUGGUGGAAAACGCUGUCUCAGGUGCCACUCCAGAAUCUCCCAUAAUUGUUAAAUUGGGUUGAGAUCUGGUGACUGAGACACACACCCUUUAAACCCCCUAUGCUCCUUUGAGACCCCUCUUUCAAAGUUACUAAGAUCUCUUCUUCUAUCCACGGUAUCUAAAAUAAUGGGCAACUGGGCAUUUUUAUACAUGACCCUAAGCAUGAUGGAAUUUUAAUUGCUAAAUUAACUCAGAAACCACACGUAGAAGCACCUGCUUUCAAUAGGUUUUGUAUCCCUCAUUUACUCAAGUAUUUCCUUUAUUUUGGCAGUUACCUGUAUUUUACUGUUUUAAACACACAUUUUGACAGCCAUGUUUUCACAUACUGUAUGACCGCCAGGGUGGGUGCAAAUCUGCUAUUACUCGCUUACCAGGUCAAUUUUAAUCUGCAACUUUUGUUCACUACAAACAUGCCACAUAUCCUAAUGUAUCCUCAUGUCUUAUCUAAUUGUAAGCUGCUGACAGGACUUCUGUUAUCUGUUUAACCAAGUGCACAUGGCUGCUAAUGCUACUUGACAUAAGAAGAUAAUUCCAGUAUGUGUUUUGCACCUUUGUUCAAGGCUUAGUGGAGGUCCUGUCAAUAUGUUGAUCUCUCUUGUUAUUUUCUUUACCAGGGUGAGAAGGUAAACUAUGAGAAAUUUAAGAGCUGGCUCCUGAGCAACAAGGAUGCCUUCACCUUCUCCCGCUGGCUCCUGUCCAGUGGGGUGUGUGUCACCCUGACAGACGAUAGUGACACACCCACCUUCUACCAGACCUUGGCUGGAGUAACACACUGUGAGUGACUGUCAUCCUGAUCCUUUGGGAGAUACACUACCAGUCAAAAGUUUGGACACACCUACUCAUUCAAGGGUUUUUCUUUAUUUUUACAAUUUUUUACAUUGUAGAAUAAUAGUGAAGACAUCAAAACUAUGAAAUAACACAUAUGGAAUCAUGUAGCAAAAUAUAUUUUAUAUUUGAGAUUCUUCAAAUAGCCACCCUUUGCCUUGAUGGCAGCUUUGCACACAGCUUUGCACAUAAUUGCCUGUUGUUAAGCACGACGCAACGCCUGGAUACAGCCCUUAGCCGUGGUAUAUUGGCCAUAUACCACAAACCCCCGAGGUGCCUUAUUGCUAUUAUAAACUGGUUACCAAUGUAAUUGGAGCAGUAAAAAUAAAUGUUUUGUCGUACCCAUGGUAUACGGUCUGACAUACCACGUCUGUCAGCCAAUCAGCAUUCACGGCUCGUACCACCCAGUUUUUAAUAAAUAAUAGGCUAGGGGUCAGAUUUGAUCUCUAGUCUUGUCAUGCCACUUAUUGAUUUUCUCUUGCAGUAGAGGAAUCAGAUAUCAUUGACCUGGAGAAGAGAUACUGGCUGCUGAAAGCUCAGUCUCGGACCGGACGAUUUGACCUGGAAACCUUUGUCCCUUUAAUUUCUCCCCCUAUUCAUACAUCCCUAAGUGAAGGUAAGAGAAUACGCAGGAUGUGGAUUUGAUUUAUUGGAUACUUCUUUUGAAGGCGAUCGUUACGUCCAUUUCUCCUUCUGUGUAGGUUUGUUUCAUGCCUUUGAUGAAAACAGGGACAAUCACAUAGAUUUUAAGGAAAUCUCGUGUGGACUAUCUGCUUGCUGCAGAGGGCCUUUGGCAGAGAGACAGAAGUGUAAGUACAUACACAAGCACUAAGCCUUGCUGUUUGUCAUUCUUUCAUCACAUUGACAGUUUCAAUGUGUGACUUUCACCUUGUUUCUUUUCCCCAGUCUGUUUCAAAGUGUUUGAUGUUGACCAUGAUGGGCUUCUGUCUCGAGAGGAAAUCACAGAAAUGGUUGGGGCAUUACUGGAGGUGUGGAAAGACAAUCGCACAGAUCUUCUACCUGUAAGUUCCAUUUGGCCAGACUGGACAUAUGAUGGACAUACUGUAGAGAAUGAUAACUGUUGUAAUGUUUGUAAUUAGAUUGUUUUGUUUGUUUGAACCUGUCCCAUUACCACUCUGGUUUCUUACCUAAGCCUUACCCUGCCUCUGUCCCUUAAGGAAGCGCACAGUAAUGUCCAUACCAUUGUGGAAGACAUCCUGAAGGAGCAUGACACCACUAAGGUAUUACCUUACUGCUUGCAUGACUUGGCAUUCAUACAGAUUUCUUUAAUGUUGUCAGAAAAUUUUGAAACCGGCUAUUGGUGGUUAUUGUGUUCUUUAGCAAGGGCAUUUGACCCUGGAGGACUACCAAAUAUGGAGUGUGAAGAGUGCAUUUGCCAAUGAGUUCCUCAACCUGCUGUUUCAGGUAAGAGCCAGCCACUGUGUGUUUCUACUUUGGUCUCCAUUAUGUGCUGUGCAUGCUUUUAUUGUUCUGCUGGAUCACCAGUCUUCUGCUAUCGUGUUGGUCACUAGGUGUGCCAUAUUGUCCUGGGGCUGCGGCCUGCUUCCCCUGAAGAGGAGGGACAGAUAAUCAGGUAUGUGUGUCUGUGUCACCAUGUCAUUGUCCUUUCCUGCUGUCAUACACAUGCUUACUUAUCCCCUCAUCAAUCAAUCUAACACUCACAAACUCACUCACUCGUGUCUGCAGGGGCUGGUUGGAGAGGGCGAGCAGACACGGCCUCCAGCCAGGAGACUACUGGUUCCUCAUAGCAGUGCCGUGGUGGCAGCAGUGGAGGGACUACGUCAAAUAUGUAAGCAAGGCUUUUUCACUGCUUGACACCAUGAUCAUCUGUUUAUCAUACUGUGCCCAUUCUUUACUGAUGUGAUUUUGGUUGUUGGAAUCUCUUCCAGGACAACAAGCAUAUUGUGGUGGAGCAGCCAUUAGUGUUUGGCACGGUGAGGAGUGGUGUAGGGACCGGAACCCAGGCCAGGGCGGAGCAAGGCCCAGAGGGGGAGAGCAUGGCCAGCUCCCACAGCUCCCCAGAGGAGAAGUUCGCUGACAACAUCUCCAGUGCAUCAGAGGCCUCCGAGACCACCACCGGCAGUGAGUGGUUAAGAAUUCUCAGCACCCAGUGUUACACUAGUAUUAGCAAAACAGUUGGAUACUAGUAUAGCUUAAUAAUAAGUGAAUUUACCACUCAUUAUACCUGACUUGACUUACACACUGUGUGCUGAGAGUGAGUUUACCACUGAAUGUCACUGAAAACCAUUAAUUUGCUCUCCUUAGGCCUUCUUCCCCUGGGCUCGACUGCUACGGAUAUCUGCUUUGCCCGUCUGCAUGACACCCCAGACACAGACAACCAGUGCUUCCUGGGGGCUGAUGGGAACAUGGUGGUUCUAAGGCCUGGGGCCAUCGAUAACCAGCCUCUGGUCACAUCAGAGCCCUUAAAGGUACGUUAGGCACCACAAACAAAACUGUGGAAAGGGAUAGACUCAAUUAGAGAUUAGAAUGUUCCUCUUCCUCAAACUGACCUUGCCAUAUUGUUUCAGUUUUAAACCUGUCCCUCUUGAACUGUUUCCCCAGGCUCCCACAUUGACCAUGGAGGGGGGCCUACUGAGGUGCUCCCCGUCUCUGAUUCUAGGCCGGGACUUUGAGGUUGUGCCAGAGCCUGUGUGGAGGGCACUCUACCACUGGUACGGAGCCAACCUGAGUCUCCCCAGGCCGGUACGUACAGUUCAACUCUGUAAAGCAGGACCACUUGUUGGAUUUGCCCUUAAACAGUCACCAUUAUCAUCCCUAUUCAAAUCACAUUUUAUUGGUCACAUACACAUAUUUAGCAGAUGUUAUUGCGGGUGUAGCGAAAUGCUUGUGGUGUAGCGAAAUGCUUGUCAUAAUCCUGAUAUUGUGAUAACCUCACAUUCCCAUCCCCUCCCCUCUUCUCCUGUUGGCAUUCCCAGGUGAUCAGAAACACCAAGACAGACUGUGCUGAGCUGGAGCUGUUCCCCCGACACCUGCUCUUCCUGAGGCAGCAGCAGCCCCCCGCCCGCACCCCCCAGAACAACGUCUGGGUCAAUAUGGGUAAGAGCUUCCCCUGCAUGUGUCUCCAGCACUUCCCCAAAGGUUACAAAGCAAAGGAGGGACAAGAAUAGCACAGUGCCCUAGUGACUUUCUUCCCCAAGAGUGUCCAGGGUCAGUGCCAUUCAGCAUUUUGAUCUCAAAAGCAAGUCCACUCCCGACUGUGGAUGAUUGAAAGACUGCUUGUGCAAUAGAUGCAUUCAGCCUACAACACAAUCACGAAUCAAUCUUACAAAGUUAGAAUUGGUUUGGUUUGUUGCAUUGAAAGGGGCUGAUAUUAUAUAACAUAAUUCACACAUUAGAGGGAAACAUUGAUCUGUUUAAGGAAAUAUGUAACGGGGCAAACUAGUAAAGUUGAAUCACUAGAGUUCUCUGCACGGGCUGGCAUUUCUUCUGCAGCAGUCCUGGAGGAGGAAGGCGCUUAGAGGGAACAUUGGUCACAAGACUUGGGGCAGCACAGGAACACAUAAACAUCUCAGUCAUGUGAGGUCAUUUCUGUGUGGGUUCCCACUAUCAGGGCAUUAAAUUAACUUUUUGGUCCACCAGCCACUGUGGCAGGUAGAUAAAGAAAUAAGCCAAAAUAUAUUUUUGCCGCUAAAAUUACACCAACAAAACGGAUGAACAUGCUUUGUAAUAUUUCUAAAACAAUAAAUGUAUUACUAGUAAGAAGUAACUAAUGUGGUAUAUUGUUUAAUUACUAUUUUUUUGUGACCUGAGUCUUUUAACCAAAAUAUCACAGAUUAGAUCAAUAUUUUCACCUGCCCCUGUAAGGGCGGGGGGUUACCGUGGUAGCACGACUAGUCAUGUUUGUGCCUGUGAGAUUGAGUCUGACUAGUAGAAGCGUUGUCUUCUCUUCGCUAGCAGUUGAAAUUAAAACAUAGAAAAACAACCUAGCUUGUGAACAAAACAAUGUCAGUAGCCAAGAAACACGAGGACAAAAAGUCUCACUUCAGUAGACUUUAGUUUCAAGUAAAUUAGACAAACUUUUAUGCCUGUGCGCAGCGCUUCUAAAAAUGAAUCUUUCACUCAGCUCUUCACAUGCGCUCAGCCCCCAGCCAGGCAGUGUUGCAGCGCGAGGUGGAAUAGGCUAAAUAGGAUUCAAAGUUCUUUUGACUUUGUGCGAUUCAUUUACCAGCUAUGAAACAAAAUGGCAGAAAUAUUUUGAAAACAGCUACUGCAGCAUUUAUACUUGACUAUUGUUAUUCACAAAUGCGAGUGAAAUGCUCGCACAGUGGAGCCUUGACCACCCGCCAAUGUGGCUGGUGAAAUAGAUGUCUUACCUGCCAAUGCCAAAAUCUGCCUGCAUUUGGCAGGUGGUGGGUGUUAAUUUUAGGCCUUGCACACCGUUUUAUCUGUGACACUCAGGGCAAUAUCCUAAAAUGUGCACGCUCCAUUGACGUCAAUGAAUGGUAUACGCGAUAAGCUAAGUGUGCAGAUCACAAAUUAGGAUCUGGGCCUCAUUAUAUGGCAGAGCAUUUGGCCACAGCAACAUAGUCUGUGAAUAUGCUACCACGACUUUUCCUGUGCUUUUUACCAAUCAUGUGUGCAGAGCAGUGCUCUAUGUAUCAAUGGUUGCUCCCUGUCCUCCCCCAGGUAACGUCCCCUCUCCUAGUGCCCCCCUAAAGCGUGUGUUGGUCUACACGGGCUGUUUCAGUAGGGUGGGCACCAUCAAGGACAUCCAUGAAUACCUGUCCCAGAGACUCCGCAUCAAGGAGGAAGAGAUGCGCCUGUGGCUCUACAACGAUGAGGUGGGUGUGACUCAGAAGGUUGACCCUUCAUCAACAUACACUGCAAGGUUCUACCCAAAUAAUGUAAGAGGGGCACUGUGCCACCUUGUGGACUUGGCUGCACCACUAUGCAUUAAAAAAAUACAAAAAAACAACAACAUGUAAACACACUCACAGUGAACACACACUGUGAAUUACUUGAAUUGCUCUUGCCUGGACAUACCUAUGGUCCCUGUUCUGUUGACCAUUGAGUAAUGAAAUUAGUAGAAUAAUUCUAGGAAAAAUACUGUGAAAAAUAUUCAAUAAUUCAUUUGCACUUAACCAGUCAGUGUUUGCUACUUUAUUUGUUAUCAUUUAAGGCUCUAGAUUGCAGGAAAUUGCAGCUACAGGUGUUCAAAAACACACAAAUCUCUGAGUCCAAAAGGAGCCACAGCCCUCCUUGGGACCUCCCCCUCGACUGACUCCUCAGCACCACCUUGUUAUGAAAACCUGGGGAGAACCCUGCACUGCAAACACAGACCUGCACAAGUGCACAGUAAACACUCAAACUCAAAUGCAAACACAAAUGCACUCACAAAAAUGUUACAGUUCAACAAUCUCUCAUUUCUUUCAAAACAAUGUUAUCCACAGAAUUAUCUGACCCUCCUUGAUGAUGAAGACCAUUCCCUGGAGGGGUUGAAGAUCCCAAAUGGACAGUAUGUGGUCAUAGAAGGUAUGCAUAACGAAUCUCUGUGUUUGAAUGGCUCCAUCAUCUAUUGUCAGGAUGAGAAGAUGAAGAUGGUUUCUUUUGUGUUCAUCAGUUCGGAACAAGGACAUGAGCUGGCCUGAGGAGAUGUCCUUCAUCGCUAACAGCAACAGGAUGAAUAGACACAAUGGUAUGCCCAUUACUGCAUACAGCUACUGCACCAAUACAACAUUAGCACUACUAUUAUGUAUUCCUUAUUGAUAAUUUAACAUUAACUGAGCUGAUUGGUACUUCGAUGUAUUAUAGAUAAGUCUGUCAGACAAUACUUGUUUUGCUUUCUCCAAACAUGAAAGGGGUCAUACUGACUGCUGUAGGAGCUUUUGAUGGUUGAAUAACCUCCUCAGACUGUUGCCUCCUCCUGUUGUUCACAGUCCCUACUGAGAAAGGUGCUACUGGAUUGAGCAACCUUGGCAACACGUGCUUCAUGAACUCCAGUAUCCAGUGUGUGAGCAACACCAAGCCUCUCACAGACUACUUCACCUCAGGAAACUACCUCUACGAGCUCAACAGGUAUGCGUGUGCAUUAUUUUAGACUUAAAAGAAUACAUGCUUAUUAUACAAGAAAGUAUUAUUAUACAAGCUUAUUAUACUCUUUGGGCAAAAUGUUGGUCAAAUAAAUCCACAGCAAGCAGAAAUGGAUGUGCGAGUUUCUUUUUAAUUUGUGCUGUUUGUCUCCAUAACAGGACCAAUCCAAUUGGGAUGCGUGGUCACAUGGCCAAGUGCUAUGGCGAUCUGGUUCAGGAGUUGUGGAGUGGAACACAGAAGAACUUGGCCCCUCUGAAACUCAGAGUAUGUCCACUUACAAGCCUCCAACUGACACCCCCAAAUAACACUACAGACUACCAACCUAAAAAGUACAGACUACCAACCUAAAAACUCAAAUGGUUGUCUUUUUCCCUUUUCUCCUUGUCCUCCGUCUCUUCCCUCAGUGGACGAUAGCGAAAUACGCCCCCCGGUUCAAUGGCUUCCAGCAGCAGGACUCCCAGGAGCUGCUGGCCUUCCUACUGGACGGCCUUCACGAGGACCUGAACCGUGUUCACGAGAAGCCCUACGUGGAGCUGAAGGACAGCGACGGACGACCAGACUGGGAGGUGGCUUCUGAGGUCAGAGUUUAUACACACUGUUCCUAUCUUCAUGGUGGGGAGAUCCAGAAAUAAGGCCUUGGGUGAAUCACAUCAUGUAGCUGUUGGAGUAUAAAUAUUGAUUUGGAGGUGUAAUAUUAGCUUUCUGUGCCAUCUUGAACUGCUAGAAGUUGUCCUUUGUAGCUCAGUUGGUAGAGCAUGGUGCUUGUAACGCCAGGGUUGUGGGUUCGAUUCCCGAGGACCACCCAAACGUGAAAUGUAUGCACGCAUGACAGUAAGUCGCUUUGGAUACAAGUGUCUGCUAAAAGCCGUAUAUUAUUGUCUGGUGUGAUGAUGGUGAGUUGUGUUCCCCCAGGCGUGGGAGAAUCACCUGAGGAGGAACCGCUCCAUCGUGGUGGACCUGUUCCAUGGCCAGCUCAGGUCACAGGUCAAGUGCAAGACCUGUGGCCACGUCAGUGCACGCUUUGAUCCCUUCAACUUCCUCUCUCUCCCUCUGCCCAUGGAUAACUCCAUGCACUUAGAGAUCAUAGGUGAGCCUUAUAAAUCAAAUCAAAUUUGAUUGGUCACAUACACAUAUUUAGCAGAUGUUAUUGCGGGUGUAGCGAAAUCCAGUGUAUACAGUACUACAGUGCAACAUCCAGAAGAUAUAUUCCAAAAGAUUCAAAAUUAGCAUCAUAUUGGAGAUGCGUCUCAGGAAGUCUGUCGCCUGUCCACCCUUUCCUGUACUAGACUCUGAGCUUUACAGUAACAAUGGGGUGUUGAAUAGAAACCUCAUUUGUUCCUGUUGUCUUGUGAGAGAAAGUAUAUUGUAUCCUGUGCCUCUGCAACACUUUGCUCUUUGCUUCCUCUGUCCAGUCAUUAAGCUGGAUGGGUCAUGCCCAGUGCGGUAUGGGCUCCGGCUCAAUGCGGAUGAGAAGUACACAGGCCUGAAGAGACUCCUGAGUGAGCUCUGCUGCCUGAAUCCUGAGCAGAUCCUCCUGGCUGAAGUCCAUGCCUCCAACAUCAAGGUAGAGCCAUCAUCUAUCCUCCAGCACUGUACAUCCAUCCAUCACACUGUCAAUAUCACCGUCUGCACAUAGACUAGUGAUUGAUUGUCUGUCUACCCAAUUUUUAGAAUUUUCCACUGGACAACCAGAAAGUUUGUCGGGCAGUGAGCGGCUUCCUGUGUGCGUUUGAGAUCCCGGUGCCAGGCGCACCCACGUCUGUGGUGUCCACCCCCACACAAACAGAUGGUAUACCGAUUGGUUCUUCUGUUUAUCAGCAAUGUUUCAGCCUUUAACAUAAGCCACUUUUAAAAUGUAUUCAAUCAAAGCCUUUGUCAGAAGGCUCUUUUUUAAAGGCAAUCAGUAAGAAGUGAUGAAACAGGUUUAGAAUACAAUGAAGUAGCAAACAAGCACAUCUUGGAAUGUAAACAAAUGCACAGGUUCUAUAAAACAGUUGAAAAAGGUAGAUACUUUGACACUGGAAAAUGUUUGUUUUUCGUGUCAUCUCCAGAAGCUCAAGCACUAGCCUAUGGGAACGCUACCAUGGUAACUGACAGUAACUCUCUGAACCUGGGACUGAUCCCCAAGGGCAUGCCCAGCACCGUCGUGCCCUGUGGCACAGAAGGCAGCCUUGCUAACGGUCUCCCCAACGGCCACGUGGUGCCCCCUCCGGACAGCCCCUUCACUGGGUACAUCAUCGCCAUCCACAGGAAGAUGGUAAGAACUGCAGGAUGGGCUAAAGAUGGAGAGAAGAUUAGCAGUGCAUCAAGAUAAGUCAGUCUAUAUAAUGCUCACUUCUAAACAAUGUGUUAUUUGUGUUUGUUUCCUAGAUGCGGGCAGAGUUAUACUUCCUGUCCAGUCAGAAGAAUCGCCCCAGCCUGUUUGGGAUGCCGUUGAUCGUGCCAUGUACAGUCCACACCAGGACCAGGGACCUGUAUGAUGCUGUGUGGACCCAGGUGUCCCGCCUGGCCAGUCCUUUGCCCCCUCAGGAGGCCAGCAACCAUGCCCAGGACUGGUCAGUCUCUCCAGACCACUCUCUGUGUUCUGUCAGGUGGCUUUGCAGUGCUCAGUGUUAUCCUAAAGGUACAGGUGUGUGAUGCUGAUCGGUGUGUAUGUGUGUGUUAUUGAUUUUUUGGGGGUGUCAACACACAGUGAUGACAGCAUGGGCUACCAGUAUCCCUUCACCCUGCGUGUGGUGCAGAAAGAUGGCAACUCCUGCGCUUGGUGUCCAUGGUACAGGUAAUUAAGUCUGUCACACAGUACAACAUAUCACAAUACGGUUGAAGAUAGAGAAUGUGUUCAUUGAUACCCUGUGUUGUUGUCCCCCUCAGGUUCUGCAGAGGCUGCACAGUGGAGUGUAACGAUGACAGGGCUGCUGUGGGAAAUGCCUUCAUGACUGUGGACUGGGACCCCACUGCUCUGCACCUCCGCUACCAGACCUCUCAGGAGAGGGUAAGAGAGACAAGAGGCUGAGGAUAACAGCAGCAGUGGAACCCUAGGGGUCAUAUCAAUGUAUUUAUUAAAUAUCUAAUGGAAAUACUACAUACACUAAGUAAUGUGUGUGUCCUGCAGAUCGUGGAGGAGCACCCCAGUGUGGAACAGAGUCGCAAGGCCCAGGCAGAGCCCAUCAGUCUUGACAGCUGUCUGCAGGCCUUUACCAGUGAGGAAGAGCUGGGAGAGGAUGAGCUCUACUACUGCUCCAAGUGCAAGACCCACCGCCUGGCCACCAAGAAACUGGACCUGUGGAGGCUGCCGCCCAUCCUGGUCAGACAUACAGCUCAUUCCCUCUGCAUUAACUUCCCAGUCCUCUCCCUAUUCAUGUUUGUGUCAAUAGGCAACAGUUAUAUGCAAAUAUAAAUGAAUAAACCCCCAAUCAAAAUGUCUGCUAUGUCUGAAGUGCAAGAUUGCACAGGACCACCCACUCUAAAACUCCUUUAUUCUGUCCAUUUGAAUUGCAGAUAGUUCAUUUAAAACGGUUCCAGUUUAUGAAUGGGCGGUGGAUCAAAUCCCAGAAGAUUGUUAGGUUUCCCAGGGAGACGUUUGACCCCAGUGCUUUCCUGACCCCGAGAGAUGCAGACCAAAGCCAAGAGAGCUGGAGGGACGAGCUGGGGGAGGAGCUACACGACACCGAGGGAGGAGUGCCAAAGUCUGGGGGUGGAGACACUGUCUGUAACUCUGCCCUGACUCUCAACAAUGGGAAAGGUUUGUAUAGAGUCUUGACUGGUUUCAGAUGUACCUGUCAUAUCCCACUUAUUAUUUUAAAGAGGCGUUCUUCUAUGAAUGUAUGUGUCUGUUUGCAGACUCUCUGUGCUCAGGGAGGAUGGCCAGCACCCCCCCCAGCAGAGACGUCAGCCCCAACUGCAGCCCUCAGAGUGAGGGCAGGAGGCAGGGCCGUGGGCGGGUGUUUCCCCUGGGAAGCAGGUUCCAGCUGUCCCUCAGUAAGGAGAGCCUGGACAGUGGCAGGGAGAGCCCCAUGGAGCUGGAGGCCAGCAGGACUGGGAUGGGGAGCAGGGGAGAAGGCCUCAGUGACUCCACCUCUGGUGAGGACACGCCCAGGGAAUGUGACAACACAAUGUCUGAGCUAGAGAGCAAUGGCUACACCGAGGACAGCAUGGAUCUGGAGGCCUCUCAUGGCCAAAGAGACAAAAUCUACCUGGAUCCCAUGUACAACUUGUAUGCAAUUUCAGUAAGUUUUAAGUGGGUCAAAUAUUUGUUUUUCUCUGUAAGAAUAUUACUCUUCUAACCUGAAGACACAGUAGAGCAAAGUGACUGUCUAUCUACCAUCUGAAAUAUCCUCUAACCCCCAAUCACUUUUGGUUUUGCAGUGCCAUUCAGGGAUCCUAGGAGGAGGCCACUAUGUGACAUAUGCCAAAAACCCAAAUGAAAAGUGGUACUGUUACAACGACAGUAGCUGUAAGGUAAGCGAAGUCCUGAGUUUGUAUGCCAAAAACAGAACGUAUAUCUCUGCUUUGUGAUGCAGUGUCCAUUGUCAUCUGCAACUCAGUUAUUUAAAGUUCAGAAGUAUAAACAAAGCCUCACUGUGUUUUCUGUGUUCAGGAGUUGCGGUCAGAGGAGAUUGAUGCAGACUCUGCCUAUAUCCUGUUCUACGAGCAGCAGGGAGUGGAUUAUUCUCUGUUCAUGCCCAAAACUGACGGCAAAAAGAUGGCCGACACAACUAGCAUGGACGAGGACUUUGAGUCUGACUAUAAGAAGUACUGUGUUCUUCAGUAAUGGACUGUCUGUUGAUAUGUGUCAAUGUGUUGCCGGUUCAUCGACAUGCUUGUGCUAGAAAACCACCUUACUAUUUAACUCAGAAAUCUCUCAGGUUGAGAUGAGCUGAAGCUUAGAAAUCAUCCCUGGUGGUUAGAAGUGGACAACAAACCAUUUUUACACCUCUUCAUAGUGGAUGGACCUUUUUUCAAGCAAUGGUACUCAAGUUAUUUCUCGCUAGCGAUGUCAAACAAAAUGGAGGGUAUAUUGGUUUGUUUUGGCACCAACAUCUUGUUGCAGGGUGACAAUGCUUAGGCCCAUAGUUCUGGUCCUAGGCCAGAUGUGACAAAUGUGGGACUGUGUUUUUGUUUGUAAACCAAUGUCAGUUGGAAUAUGCCAUUAAUGUUUCAACACAUUUUGAUUGGUACGCUCUGCAGUUAAUAAUACAAUUGAUAUAGUGAAAUUUAACUGAGAAAUCUCCUCAUUGAAUAAUACAAAAAAUGAUUGCAGUAGAAGCAAGUGUUCUCACUACCUCAUCAUACCCUGCUUUGGACAGUAGUCAAAUCCAAUGUAACAAUUCGAAAAUGUCUCUUUAGAAAAUUCCCUUUUUUGUUGUCCUCCUCAAAUGUACAUUAUUUAGACUCCAGACCGAUAGUCCUGGAUUAUAUUCAGUGUUUCUGAACUGUAUGUAUUUGCAUUGCAAUGUACCUUUUGUCUUUUGUGUUUGUUUAUCAUGUCAGGUCUGCUAAGAACAAAGCCUCACUCUCGCCCAUCUGAGAGAAUCUUCCUGUAGAAUCUGCUUGUACCAUUUAUGUGUGCAGGUCCAUUCUAACAACAUAUCAGUCUGUGCCAUCACAACAUUGUGAUGUUAUUCCAUCACAUCAACAGCUGUGUCAUUACAGUAGUGCCACCAACAGGCUAUAUCAUACUUUAUCAUUGUGCUCAAUUUAACAAUUCUUUAUGCAAGUCAUGAGAUCACAACUUCGAAGGGCAGAAGUUGUGGAUAAUGUUGCAUCUCUCUGAAUGCCAUAGGUAUGAGGUAUUUGAUUUAGGCAGAGUGGGACAUUUGACAGUUUAUGAGUGGCUAUACCUUACCGUUAUGCGACAAGUGAAUAGGUAGCUUUUCCCUCCGAGCUUUGGAAGACAUUGUAUUUACUGUAACUAUAUUGACAUACACUGUAUGUGAAACAUAGGAGUUGAAUUGAAUCUAAUCAGAUGGAG
Coregonus sp. 'balchen' is the source of this 26351-nucleotide messenger RNA. The record is from the annotation of a GenBank genome assembly. NCBI's taxonomy places the organism in Eukaryota, Metazoa, Chordata, Actinopteri, Salmoniformes, Salmonidae.